Tupaia belangeri chinensis (Chinese tree shrew) is the source of this 1880-nucleotide messenger RNA. RefSeq names its product glycosylphosphatidylinositol anchor attachment 1 (gene GPAA1). The record is from RefSeq and is a predicted model, not a curated record. NCBI's taxonomy places the organism in Eukaryota, Metazoa, Chordata, Mammalia, Scandentia, Tupaiidae. Gene Ontology annotation, cellular component: membrane; GPI-anchor transamidase complex. Gene Ontology annotation, biological process: attachment of GPI anchor to protein.
CGUACUGAGCUACGCGGCGGGCGUCGCCUGGUUCCUGGCGCUGGCGUUCCCGCCGCUGACCCAGCGCACCUACAUGUCGGAGAACGCCAUGGGCUCCACCAUGGUGGAGGAGCAGUUUGCGGGCGGGGACCGCGCCCGGGCCUUCGCGCGCGACUUCGCAGCCCAGCGCAGGAAGUCGGGGGCUCUGCCGGUGGCCUGGCUGGAGCGGACGAUGCGCUCCGUGGGGCUGGAGGUCUACACGCAGAGUUUCUCCCGGAAGCUGCCCUUCCCGGACGAGACCCACGAGCGCUAUAUGGUGUCGGGAACCAACGUGUACGGCAUCCUGCGAGCCCCCCGUGCUGCCAGCACCGAGGCCCUGGUCCUCACCGUGUCCUGUGGCUCCGACUCCACCAACAGCCAGGCGGUGGGGCUGCUGCUGGCGCUCGCUGCCCAUUUCCGGGGUCAGAUCUACUGGGCCAAAGAUAUCAUCUUCCUGGUGACAGAGCACGACCUCCUGGGCACUGAGGCUUGGCUUGAAGCCUACCACGAUGUCAAUGUCACUGGCAUGCAGUCGUCCUCCCUGCAGGGCCGGGCUGGGGCCAUCCAGGCUGCUGUGGCCCUGGAGCUAAGCAGUGACGUGGUCACCAGCCUUGACGUGGUAGUAGAGGGGCUGAAUGGGCAGCUGCCCAACCUCGACCUGCUCAACCUUUUCCAGACCUUUUGUCAGAAAGGGGGGCUGCUGUGCACGCUGCAGGGCAAGCUGCAGCCUCAGGACUGGACGUCGCUGGAUGGGCCACUGCAGGGUCUGCAGACACUGCUGCUCAUGGUGCUGCGGCAGGCCUCCGGCCGCCCCCACGGCCCCCAUGGCCUCUUCCUGCGCUACCGGGUGGAAGCCCUCACUCUCCGUGGCAUUAAUAGCUUCCGCCAGUACAAGUAUGACCUGGUGGCCGUGGGCAAGGCACUGGAGGGCAUGUUCCGCAAGCUGAACCACCUCCUGGAGCGCCUGCACCAGUCCUUCUUCCUCUACCUGCUGCCCGCCCUCUCCCACUUCGUCUCCAUCGGCCUCUACAUGCCCGCUGCUGGCUUCUUGCUCCUUGUCCUCGGUCUCAAGGCUCUGGAGCUGUGGAUGAAGCUGCAUGAGGCUGGAGUCAGCCCUGAGGAGGCCACAGUGGGUUCUGGACCUGGCUCCCUCCUGCCCCCAGCACAGGGUGUGGGGCUGGCCUCGCUCGUGGCUCCCCUGCUGAUCUCACAGGCCGUGGGCCUGGCUCUCUACGUCCUUCCUGUGAUGGGCCAGCACGUGGCCACCCAGCACUUCCCAGUGGCCGAGGCUGAGGCCGUGGUGCUGACACUGCUGGCCAUCUAUGUGGCCGGCCUAGCCCUUCCACACAGCACUCACCGGGUGGUGAGUGUGCAGGCCCCAGACAGGGGUUGGAUGGCGCUAAAGCUGGUAGCCCUGAUCUACCUGGCACUACAGCUGGGCUGCAUUGCCCUCACUAACUUCUCACUGGGCUUCCUACUGGCCGCAACCAUGGUCCCUGCCGCCGCGCUCACUGAGCCCCGUGGACCCCGGCCGCUCUAUGCUGCCUUCCUGGUGCUGACGAGCCCUGCGGUCACGCUCCUGGGCAGCCUAUUUCUGUGGCGGGAGCUGCAGGAGGCACCACUGUCGCUGGCCGAGGGCUGGCAGCUCUUCCUGGCGGCACUGGCCCAGGGCGUGCUGGAGCACUACACCUACGGCGCCCUGCUCUUCCCGCUGCUGGCCCUCGGCCUCUACCCCUGCUGGCUGCUCUUCUGGAAUGUGCUCUUCUGGAAGUGAGGCUGGGGCUGCAGGCUAGGCUGGCAGGAACCUCAGGAACCCUGUCCUGCCCCUUCUGGGAAAUAAACAAGUGUCUGUCUCAGCUGUU